This is a messenger RNA of Phytomonas sp. EM1, 1004 nucleotides long. Lineage: Eukaryota; Euglenozoa; Kinetoplastea; Trypanosomatida; Trypanosomatidae. The record is from the annotation of a GenBank genome assembly.
GCUUUAGAGUUUGGUAGCAUAAGACUCCUUAUGAGCUGAACAUAUAAUCCUGUUCAUUAGUACCAAAAUCUCAUAUCAUGAAUCGAUACCCUGCAAAUCAGGGGUCUAUAGACACGCUCAAUCAUGCAACUUAUCACAAUAGUGGCACUAACGGUAACAGAGGUACCCGACCACAUCCAUCCUUAGAUCCACAUCAAAUAAUACGUAGCUCAUCCACGCGAAAUAUUGAAGGGAUUCGCAACGAAAUAUCAAGGCUGACGGAAGUCUUUAAUGAGAAGAAGGACCUGCUUGAUAGCUUGACAGUAACUCUUACAACCGCAAGGCGUGAGGAACUUUGGGGUCACACUCCCGCGCUGGCAGAGGAGUCUGUGAUGGCGGAGAUUAGUCAUCUUACGAAGCGCAAUGCCUUUCUAAAACACAAGUUAAGUAUUGCACAUGAUAUAGAGAAGCAACUCGCUUCCGAUUGGCAUGUCAUAAACAAGCAAAAUGAGUUCAAAGCUGUGCAAAAGCAAAUUGGUAAAAUUAAGGAGGAAAUACAGACUCUUGAGGUUGUGAGGCAGCGGCGAAAGCCAAGGAUCCGUGAGAUCGAUUCUGAAGUUUCUCGGGCGCGUUACUUGCGUACCAAGCAACGGGCGUAUACCAGCGAGGCGCGUAUACAGUUCAAGAUGCUCACGGAUGAACUUCGUCGGAUUACAAAAGAAGAUAUAAAAGCCCAUGAUCGGUGCAUUCACUUACAGGAACAGCUUAAGUCAGGCAUCACAAUAAAAGAACUUGAGGCCCUGAAAAAGAGUAUUGAAGAACAGGAAAAAACAAUCCAGAAUUUGCUGGUCGAAGAGCAGAGUUGCAGAAGGCGUAAGGAAAUAGAGCGUGAGGAAAAGUAUAAGGUUAUUGCGAAGGAGCAGCAAGACUGCAAGCUGUUAGAAAAUGAAGUAAUUGAACUGCAAAGACAGCUCCUAGAUAAGGAUCUGGAAUUUCAUCGUAGCUACCAAUUUUCGCUAAGCUAG